AUGUCUAAUUCAACUAAUAGGAAAGUGCAAUAUUUGGCGGGAAUAUGUGUUUCAUUUGCCUUUACUUUUACGGGAGCAGUGAUCUCAUGGCCCUCACCGGCUAUUCCAAAAUUUAUUUAUGGAAGAACUGACGUAAUAAUAACUGAUGAACAAACGUCUUGGGUGGUAUCGCUGGCUGCACUUGGCGCAUUACCAGGAUGUUACUUAGGAAAAGUAUUAAGCGAGAGAGCUGGAAGACGACGCACUAUCCUGAGUGCUUCUAUACCGGGACUUUUGGGCGCGUUAAUAAUAUUGUUCACAAAAUCACCUUUGGUUAUGUGCUUCGCCAGAUUGCUAAUGGGCAUAUCAAAUGGAGUCACUGCUGUAGUGACGAUGAUAUAUUUAACUGAGAUAGCUGAUAAGGAGAUCCGCGGAGCUCUAGGCAUGCUGGUCCAAGUGAUGAUGAAUUUGGGCAGCCUGGCCAUGUACAGUAUAGGACCGUUCGUGUCAUAUAAAGUGUUAAAUAGUAUAGUUUUGUCGCUGUCUAUCUGUUACGCUUUAAUGUGUUUGUGGGUGCCGGAGUCGCCGUACUUCCACUUAACCCGAGGGAAGAUACCUGCAGCGAAGAAGGAUUUUAUGUUCAUCAAAAACACUAAAGAUGAAGCGUGGGCAGACGAACAAAUCCACACAAUGCGUGUCCACGUGCAAGCGAACAUGGAAAACGAGUCUAGUAUGAAGGAGUUAUUCACUAAUAGGAAAUACUGGAACGCUAUUUACAUUGUAACAGGUCUUAAGAUCCUGCAAUACAUGACGGGCAGUCUCGCCAUACAGUCGUACGUGGAGAUGAUAUUUCGCCAUACAGCGAAGAUAUCUGGUCCCAUGGUCAGUAUCGUUUAUGGGUUCGUCCAAUUGGGAGCAGGUAUUGGAGCAACAUUCUUGGCUAGAUACUUUGGUAGAAGAAUUCUAAUACUAACUUCCUGCACCGGUGUUGCCUUAUCCUUAACGACAAUAGGUAUAUAUUUUUAUUUACAAGAUUAUCAGCAUGUCAGUGCAUCUGUUUUGUCAAGUAUUUGGGUUCUACCUAUUGCGGGAGUAUUAGGAUUCAAUAUAUUAUACGCUAUGGGGCUUGGUAACAUACCAUAUAUAUUACAGGCUGAACUGUUUCCUAUAAACGUCAAAACGAUUGCCUCAAGCACCGCCACGAUGAUGGCUUGCAUAUUAAAUUUCGUUAUAACAAAAACUUAUCUAAAUGUAAAAAAUAAUUUUGGUCUCUACACAGUGUUCUGGUCAUUUGCCAGUAUAGCUUAUAUGGGUAUAGUUUUCAUAUAUUUCUGUGUGCCAGAAACUAAGGGUAAGACCUUAGAGGAGGUUCAGGAUAUGCAACAUGUAAAAGAAACAUUGGGAAUCGAAAAACUCAAUGAAGUAUAUGAG
This is a messenger RNA of Brenthis ino (lesser marbled fritillary), 1410 nucleotides long. NCBI's taxonomy places the organism in Eukaryota, Metazoa, Arthropoda, Insecta, Lepidoptera, Nymphalidae. The record is from the annotation of a GenBank genome assembly.